AUGGCACGGCUACCUCACAACAAUGCGCCAACCAAUGCAGGCGCCUCCUUGGCGGACAGCAGCUCCAUCGAAGAUCUUUUUUCUGGCCUCCACAUCUCCCCUGCUCAAGCUCGGGGCAUCGUCAUCGCUUUGCUUAGGAUCUCAAACGGUGAUUCGAAUGCAAACGCCCCAGCCACGGUUGGCGAGGCGAGAUCAGGAAUCGCGCCUGACGAUUUUGAAGUUCUACCACCAGUCAGCAACGCCGAGGCUUCCAACCCCGUCGCUUCUAGCCCUGCCACCACUGAUUGGUCCACCACCAUCGUGGUGUCUCCUGCUGGUGACGAGCUUGAUCAUUUACUGGCCGACGACGUUAUUCUCGUCUCCUCACGCUUGUCUCCUCUCAGUCCAUAUCCCGUGCGUCCUUUAGCUUCCCGAGCAUCCGCUGCUCCUGCAGUGGCCAUGGCUCUCGUUGCUAGCCCAGCUGGCAACAGUCGCACUGAAGCAGUAACAGAUGCCGACAGUGCGUACCUCGACGCGCCUGCUGUGAGCUACACUGACAAUGCAAUGACAGCAUCCGCAACUCUUGUAGAUCUCGCCAACCUCACUGCAGCUGUCACAGCUACGGCCCUCAGUUCUGAUGAUGGUGAAGAGGAUGUUGAAGACAACGGCGGUUUGUACCACAUUCCUGCCAGCACUGAAGCCGGCCCUUUCUACAUGGUCACCCGGGGAUUAGAAAUCGGAAUCUUUGCAGGCUGGGGCAAUACCUCUCAGCUUGUCACUGGCAUCUCCAAUGCAGUUUUUUCGCGCGUGCCAAGCGUUCAUGAAGGCCAUAUCCGGAUGCAGCAGGCCAUUGCAUCGGGGUUCGUUAAGCAACUACACAAGUGA
This is a messenger RNA of Laccaria bicolor S238N-H82, 864 nucleotides long. RefSeq lists its product as uncharacterized. The transcript has 3 exons. Bases 1 to 864 code for a protein of 287 amino acids. Lineage: Eukaryota; Fungi; Basidiomycota; Agaricomycetes; Agaricales; Hydnangiaceae. The record is from RefSeq and is a predicted model, not a curated record.